Molecule: messenger RNA, 1500 nt
Organism: Trichoderma citrinoviride
Lineage: Eukaryota; Fungi; Ascomycota; Sordariomycetes; Hypocreales; Hypocreaceae
Product: cysteine desulfurase
Exons: 3
Coding region: 1-1500 (499 amino acids)
Biological process (GO): [2Fe-2S] cluster assembly
Cellular component (GO): nucleus; mitochondrion; cytosol
Molecular function (GO): cysteine desulfurase activity; pyridoxal phosphate binding
Source: RefSeq, a predicted model, not a curated record
AUGGCUAGUAUUGCAUCGUCAGCGCUGAGGUCGGCGAGCCGCCUCGGCUCCAGCUCGACGCUUGCUGCGGCGCCGUUGCGCGGAAUUCGGCGGGCUGCCCUGGUGGCGGCUUCAAAGCGGCGAUAUGUGACCGAGUCCAAGAGAAACAAUGCGCAGGUCGAGACGGCAAUCAAGCUGGACAAGAAGGACUUUGUGAACAUACCUCCGCAGAUGGAGGCGGGCACGUCCGACAUCAAGGUCAGCCCGAUGGCCGAGGUUCUCAAGACCGCAGCCGUCAUGGAGGAGGGCCAGCGGCCAAUCUACCUCGACAUGCAGGCCACCACGCCUGUUGACCCCCGUGUCCUGGACGCGAUGCUGCCGUUCUACGUCGGCGAGUUCGGAAACCCCCACUCAAGAACCCACGCCUACGGCUGGGAGAGCGAGAAGGCUGUCGAGGAGGCUCGACAGCAUGUGGCGAACCUGAUUGGCGCCGACCCCAAGGAGAUCAUCUUCACCAGCGGCGCCACGGAGAGCAACAACAUGAGCAUCAAGGGUGUUGCUCGAUUCUUUGGCCGAUCCGGCAAGAAGAAGCACAUCAUCACCACCCAGACAGAGCACAAGUGCGUGCUGGACAGCUGCAGGCAUCUGCAGGAUGAGGGGUUCGAAAUCACCUAUCUCCCUGUCCAGAAUAACGGCUUGAUCAAGAUGUCGGAUCUCGAAGCUGCCUUCCGGCCUGAGACGGCCCUGGUCAGCAUCAUGACUGUGAACAACGAGAUUGGAGUUAUCCAGCCGAUUGAGCAGAUUGGCAAGCUUUGCCGUGAGAAGAAGGUCUUCUUCCAUACCGAUGCCGCUCAGGCCGUCGGCAAGAUCCCCAUCGAUGUCAAUGCCAUGAACAUUGAUCUCAUGUCUAUCUCAUCACAUAAAAUCUACGGCCCCAAGGGCAUUGGCGCAUGCUAUGUCCGGAGACGUCCGAGGGUUCGGUUGGACCCCCUUAUUACUGGUGGUGGACAGGAGCGAGGUUUGCGAAGUGGUACCCUGGCACCACCGCUCGUUGCCGGCUUUGGCGAGGCAUGCCGCGUCGCCAAGGAGGAGAUGGAGUACGACUCAAAGAGGAUCAAGUUCCUGUCAGAUCGACUGUUGAGUGGACUGCUGUCUAUGGAGCACACUUCCCAGAAUGGCGACUCCAAGUCAUUCUACCCGGGCUGUGUCAACGUUUCAUUUGCCUACGUCGAGGGUGAAUCGCUUCUGAUGGCUCUGAAGGACAUUGCGCUGUCCUCUGGUAGCGCAUGUACGUCGGCCUCGCUUGAGCCCAGCUACGUGCUCCGAGCGCUUGGAAACAGCGACGAGAACGCGCACAGCAGUAUCCGAUUCGGCAUUGGCCGCUUCACCACGGAGGCCGAGAUUGAUUACGUCCUGAAGGCGGUUAGGGAGCGUGUCACGUUCUUGCGUGAGCUCAGCCCGCUGUGGGAGCUUGUGCAAGAGGGCAUCGAUCUGAACACGAUCCAGUGGAGCCAGCACUAA